AUGAAAUCCAUACUUAUUAUAUUCGCAAUUCUUGCUUUGGCCGCUUCCCAGUACUACGGUGGAUAUCCAGGAUAUGGUUACGGUGGAUACCCGGGUUAUGGAUACGGUGGCGGUUGGGGACGUGGAUAUGGUGGUGGAUGGGGUAACAGGUACUACAGAUACGGUGGAUAUCCCGGAUAUGGAUGGAACAGGGGUGGAUACUAUGGUGGCGGACCAUAUGGAUACGGUGAUAUGGCGGAUAAAAAGGUGGUAAGUAGGAGUUGA
Cooperia oncophora is the source of this 264-nucleotide messenger RNA. Lineage: Eukaryota; Metazoa; Nematoda; Chromadorea; Rhabditida; Trichostrongylidae. The record is from the annotation of a GenBank genome assembly.